AUGUAUAAUGCGCAUCGAGGGAUGGCACAGCCUGCGCCUAAUCAGCGCCUGGAGGAAUGCUUAGUGGGCAUUAGAGAAGAGUUCGCAAAUGCAACAAGCAGUGCUGGUGAAAGUGAUCAGAGGAUGCAAGCCCAAUUGCAAGAGAUGGAAAUGGUUAGACAAAGGGUCUUUGAACUCGAGCGCAAUCAACAACUCAUCAAGCAGAAAUAUGAGGAAGACAUUGCGCGCUUACGUCACGAGCUCGAAGCGCGUGGUGGACCACCUUCGCACCUAGGAGUGAGUGGUCUACCCGGUCAUGGCACCGCCCAUGGAGGACCAGCACCUCCAAAUAUUGGUCACGGCCCAAGCAAUCUGUUUGGUGGAAUCAUGUCAAAUCAGAGCGGACAAGGCCAACCUGGUUUGGCGCCUUUGACCCAAGAUCAGCAGCAACAACAGCAGCAGCAGCAGCAGCAACAACAACAACAGCAGCAGCAGCAGCAGCAACAACAGCAGCAGCAGCAGCAGCAGCAGCAGCAGCAGCAGCAGCAGCAACAGCAGCAACAACAACAGCAACAGCAGCAGCAAGGUCCCCCACCACACCAGAUGCCCCAGCCACCACAGCCACUGCAGCAACAACAGGGGCCGUACCAGAGCAGCUAUCCCCACCAACCGCUAGUCAAUGGCUAUAAUUCUCAGAAUCAAUUGGCAUCUCCUGGGGCGGGCAAACCACCUCGCAAUACAAUCGGACCGCGCGGUCACGCAAGUACACCUCAACAGAACCAGCCUCUACCUUAUGGAGGUCUGUCCCCUCCUCCUAUGAGUCGUCCAAGUCCUCCUCCUGGCCCACAGUAUCCUAGCGUGGGCAACGUACUCGCAGAUCUGAAUCCCGACGAGCUGAGACCCGAUCAAAAGCGUGAGGGGCCGGACUGGUACGCAGUCUUCAACCCUGCUAUCCGACGACAAUUGGAUAUUGAUUUGGUCUGUAAUCUUGCCCACGAAAGUGUCGUUUGCUGCGUGAGGUUCAGUCAUGAUGGUACCAGAGUGGCGACCGGAUGCAAUCGAUCUGCGCAGAUCUUCGAUGUAGCGACUGGGAACAAGCUGACUACUUUGCAAGACGACACUGUCGAUAAAGAUGGUGAUCUUUACAUUCGGAGUGUAUGCUUCAGCCCUGAUGGUGCAUUUCUCGCGACCGGCGCAGAAGACAAACAAAUUCGAGUCUGGGAUAUUCAAAGCCGCACUAUCCGACACACAUUCGCUGGUCAUGAGCAAGACAUUUAUUCGCUGGAUUUCGCACGCAAUGGUCGCCUCAUCGCUUCAGGCAGCGGUGAUCACACUGUUCGGGUUUGGGACAUUCAGCGUGGCGGCGAAGUGCUCACCCUCACUAUUGAAGACGGCGUUACUACCGUGGCCAUUUCUCCUAGUGGAGAGUAUGUAGCCGCCGGCUCACUUGAUAAAAGUGUGCGAGUGUGGGAUAUCAAUACUGGCACUGUCAUGGGUAGACUUGAUGGACCCGACGGUCACACAGACAGCGUCUACAGCGUCGCAUUCUCACCCGAUGGUGAAUGUUUGGUAAGUGGAAGCUUGGACAAGACGAUUAAGAUGUGGCAAUUGGCACCUGACAACAGAGGCUUGGCUUCGCGAGGUGGUCGGUGCAUCAGAACGUUCGAGGGGCACAAGGACUUCGUGCUCUCCGUGGCUUUGACUCCGGACAACGAAUGGGUACUUAGCGGGUCCAAAGACCGAGGGGUACAGUUUUGGAACUCGAGAACCGGUGAUACCCAAUUAAUGCUACAAGGCCACAAGAAUUCUGUCAUCUCCGUUGCUCCAAGCCCAAUUGGUGAGCUGUUUGCCACUGGUAGUGGCGACAUGCGUGCAAGGAUUUGGAGCACCGCCGAUGUCGCCGCAAACAACCCUCGCUAUCGACGGAAGUCGAGCACUUUCGUUGAUGCCAUCCACGACAUGCCCGAGACUGGAGAGUUAGCCCCGGCGCAGCUCUACAGCACAGAAUCCGGACGUCUCUUCCAUUCUGGGAGGAUUGUGAUAGUCACGGUAGGCCUGCCUGCAAGAGGGAAGACCCACCUCAGCGUUGCGCUCGCGAGAUAUCUCAGAUGGCUUGGCGUGAAGACACAAGUCUUCCACCUUGGUGAUUACAGAAGAGCUCAUGUUGGGCCUGGCAAGGAUGUUCCUGAAGACUAUUUUCAUGUCAAUGCAAGUCCAACCUCGGUGCUCAUGAGGCAAAAAAUCCUGAAGAAGUGUCGGGACGACAUCUAUCAUUUCUUGAACAAUGAGAAUGGUCAGGUCGCUAUAUACGAUGCUGUCAACCCCCUAGCGGCUGGGAGACGGAGUCUAGCUAAGGAGUUCUCGAAACAUGAGGCUCAGACGCUUUUCAUUGAAAGUGCAUGCGAUGAUGAGAGGAUCAUUGAGGAAAACGUGAGAAGCGUCAAGAUAUCUAGCCCUGAUUAUGUGGGGUGGGAUGAGGAUGAAGCGGUCAAGCAUUACCUAGCCAGAAUGAAAGCGAAAAUACCUCAUUUUGAGACUAUGGAUGAAUCUGAAUUGAAUUACAUCAAAAUGAUAAAUGCAGGGGAACGAAUCUCCGUGAACAAUUGCAGCUUCGGGUAUGUAAGCCAUCGCAUCGUAUUUUACCUCCUCAACCUGCACAUCAAGUCGAGGCACACAUAUUUUGCUCGCGCAGGCACGUCGAAUGAGGAAGACUCUUACAAGGUCGACGCAUGUUUGUCGCAACAAGGAUUAGAUUAUGCGAAGAAGAUGAGUGAGACAUUGCUCGCUCAUCGUGAGACGGAACGGCAAGCUUUGAUCGACAACGGAGGCCCAGACAUACCACUCAAACCACUUACUGUUUGGGCAUCGACGAGGCGAAGAACCGUAGAAACGAGCCAAUUUUUGUUUGAAAAAGGGUAUCGAGUGCGACAAAGGAGUCAGCUUAGCCAACUGAACCCAGGUGUUUGCGAGAAAAAAAGUGAAAGACGAAUCAGGAUUGAGUACCCUGAGGAAGUAGCAAAGCACGGGCAAGAUCCUUACCAUCACCGUUAUCCAAGGGCAGAGUCUUACCAUGAUCUUGCUGUUCGACUAGAACCAAUCAUUCUCGAACUCGAGCGAGAACAGAAUGAUCUCUUGAUUAUUGCACAUGAAAGUGUUUUACGGGUUCUAUACGGCUAUCUUAUGGCCUGCAAUGCCACAGACAUACCUUCGCUCUCUUUCCCCAGGGAUGAGAUCAUCGAAAUCAUCCCGGCGUCCUACAACAACGAAGCCUCUCGUAUCAAGGUGCCGGAUCAACCACAAGAACUUAUCCCACCGUCACCGGAGGAUAUCAGAAUCCCCGUUCCUCCAAGCGGAUCUAUCACGCCCAUGAAGCUUGACACGCCACCAAAAUCGGGAGUCAAUUCUCCACGUGUGAACAUCGGUUCAUCCUCAAACGGGAGUCUAACGCCGCUCGAGUCGGGAGUAGGCCAGCAUUUGCUGGUGGAAAGGGUGAAGAGGAAUUAG
Bacidia gigantensis is the source of this 3483-nucleotide messenger RNA. RefSeq lists its product as uncharacterized. Bases 1 to 3483 code for a protein of 1160 amino acids. The transcript has 10 exons. NCBI's taxonomy places the organism in Eukaryota, Fungi, Ascomycota, Lecanoromycetes, Lecanorales, Ramalinaceae. The record is from RefSeq and is a predicted model, not a curated record. Gene Ontology annotation, biological process: fructose 2,6-bisphosphate metabolic process; fructose metabolic process. Gene Ontology annotation, molecular function: fructose-2,6-bisphosphate 2-phosphatase activity; 6-phosphofructo-2-kinase activity; ATP binding. Gene Ontology annotation, cellular component: cytosol.